UGUGGUCUUGUGAGGAACUAAACUAUAAUAUAGAUAGAUUGAAAUAUACUUUAUUAAUCCCAAAUGAUGUGGUUACACCAGCAGUGUUGUCAAGCAUUACAGGUGUUUGAAAACAGAGUUACACAUAUGUAAAGAUGCAAUGAGAUGCAUAUGAUAAAAUAAACAUUUGCAGCAAAUAUAUAACAAUUUAGCCUACAUUAGCAGCAAGUAUAUAUACACAUUUACAAUAGAAAGGACAUAUAUCAGACGUAUCUAAAUAAUACACAAUAAAACGAAAAUAUUGAAUACAUUGAAUACUCUAAGCUAAAUAAUAAUAACAAUAUCAGCGAAUAGUUUGACGUUAGUCGCAUCUUUCACAUCAUACGUUAGCUAAACAAAUAGCUAAUCCGCACAAACGUAUAUGUGGCCAACUGUCAUACUUGUUAUAUCUAUUUAACAUCCUUAUUAAACGUCUCAAACAUUUCUUAUGUGAUUUUACCAGAGCUUGUGUUUGUCGCAUGAUUAUGACGUUUGAGGAAGUGCCCCGUUGUAAGAAUCUAGUAAGCUACAGUUAGCUGUUAGCCUAGCCUGCUGGUGUAGCGCGGUUUGCACCAUGCUAUUAUGAUUGUUUUAACGCAGAACAAACACUAAUGUCCGGGAAUACGCGGUUUCGACGAUGAAAGCGACACACUUGUAUUUGUUGUUGCAUGUUUUUUUGUCGACCAGUGUUCUGGUGAGCACAUUUGAGCCGUUCUCAACAGCGCUGGUUGUGGGUAUCGGUGCUACUCUGGGGCGGACCAUCUACAAUUAUUUACAUGAAAGUUGCGAUCCUAAAUGGAUAGCUCUAAAUGCAACAGGUCUCAAGGUUGACCUGGACAGGAAACUGUUCGGACAGCACAUUGCGUCACGCAUCAUCCUCAAAGCUGUGAGUGGAUUCAUGAGCAACGACAACCCAAAGAAGCCCUUGGUGCUCUCACUGCACGGAUGGACCGGCACAGGGAAGAACUUUGUGAGUCAGCUGAUUGCUGACAAUGUUUACAAAGAGGGAAUGGACAGCAGCUUUGUUCAUAUCUUCACGUCUGAACUCCACUUCCCACAUGCGAGUCAACUUGAAACCUACAAGUCUCAGCUGCAGCAGUGGAUCAAAGGAAAUGUCACCAACUGUGCACAAUCCAUGUUCAUCUUCGAUGAGAUGGACAAGAUGCAUCCCGGCUUGAUUGACAGCAUAAAGCCGUAUCUGGAUUACUACGACAAGCUGGAUGGAGUUUCUUAUCGGAAAGCCAUCUUCAUCUUCCUCAGUAAUGCUGGAGGGGAGAGCAUCACGCAGACGGCUUUAGACUUCUGGAAAGCAGGACGAGAUCGAGAAGAGAUCGAGCUGAGAGAUCUGGAAACAUUGCUCUCUCUAGCGGUGUUCAACAACAAGAAAAGUGGCCUGUGGCAUACAAGUUUGAUUGACAAGAACCUGGUGGACUUUUUCGUCCCGUUCCUUCCUCUGGAGUACCGACACGUGGUGCAGUGUGCCAUGGCCGAGAUGAUAGCCAGAGGACAUCAGCCGGACCGGAGCGUGGCCGACCAGGUGGCCCGAGACGUCGUCUACUUCCCCAAAACAGAGAGAGUUUUCUCUGUAAAAGGCUGCAAGACGAUAGAAAGCAAGCUGGACUACUACAUAUGAUGUCAGCAACUCUUAGACGCUGUGCUCGAUCACUAUGUGCACUUUUUAAAAAGACAAAACUCUCAGCCAAAGGACUACAGAGAGGGAGUCAGGCUGAUGGAGGAGGAUUCUCUGUCUGGCCUUGUGGUCAUGUUGAGGAUUUCAGCAGGCCUUCUCAAAUGUUCCAUAUCACUUCCACUGAAUGCUGAGGCCAACGAAGGACUACAGCGCCAACAAAAUACGACUGGAACGCUCUCCUUUUAAGUGAUUUAAGGAGCUUGAUCUCUUCUUCAUGUCUCACCACAGAGACCUAAAGGCGCUGUCGUUUUCCUGAGAGCUUCUUAAUGACUACAGGGUCCUUCUGUCCGUGGCUUUUUUUUUAUGUGUACUGGAAAAACCUGCCUUAAUUCUUUUCAAUUUCACAAUUUAUUUUUAUGUUAGAUCUGUUAUUUUACCCAUGUCCACUGUACUAGUUUGGCCUUGGUCACUAUUCAAAAAAGAAAUGCAUAAUGCACAAGACUGUUUAUAUUUAUCAUAUUAAAUCGAACAUGAUUUCUGUAAUGUGCAGCCCCUUUUAAUAUCUAAUUUAGUUCAUGUGAUUCGUAUGAGUAAUACGCACUGUAGUUAAAUAUUACCAGAUUGACUCCAUGACUGGACUCUGGCUGCAUUUGGACACUGUAUGAACUCGGGAGGAUAGGACACGCAUUUUUACCAACAUUGGAUUUUUUUAAUUCUUAAAAUUGGAUACCGUUUAGAUUCCACAUUUCAAAUGAUAUUGUAUAUCAAAGUUGAUUGUUUAAUUACUUUUGAUUUAAAAUUCAGCUCAGAGGUUUCUUACCAACUCCAAUUCUCUAUUAUAAUUUAUAGUUCUGAAAUCGGAGCAAGUCAUACAUUGUUGUGGAAGAAAAUGUUCAAGUGGUUUCUCAAAAUCUGACUAUUUGAAGAAAAAAAAAAGAUGAAAUGAAAUGUUUUCUAUGUAAUUGCUCACAAUGACAUGCAGGUGAAGGACCUUUUUAUGGACUGUGAAAAGAACAUUGUUUGUUUUAGUGGAUGGAAAGCCAACACUUGCUCAGUUUCUCUGCUGUAAACACACCGGACAAACAAAUCACAAAUAAAACAUGAACUUUU
Gymnodraco acuticeps is the source of this 2758-nucleotide messenger RNA. It is a transcript of the gene tor1, whose product is annotated as torsin family 1. Bases 656 to 1651 code for a protein of 331 amino acids. Gene Ontology annotation, molecular function: ATP hydrolysis activity; kinesin binding; ATP binding. The transcript has 5 exons. The record is from RefSeq and is a predicted model, not a curated record. Lineage: Eukaryota; Metazoa; Chordata; Actinopteri; Perciformes; Bathydraconidae. Gene Ontology annotation, biological process: nuclear membrane organization; protein localization to nucleus. Gene Ontology annotation, cellular component: endoplasmic reticulum lumen; nuclear envelope; endoplasmic reticulum.